AUGACGUCGAACGACGUCCGCGACAUCCUCUCGCUUCCCGCCUCAUCCAACAACGUCGCCGGCGCAGCGAGCGUCGGCAGCGGUGCCAAUACCGGUGCGAGCGCCAUCGCAGGCCCCUCUUCUCUCUCUUCCGCGCGCUCCCGCCACCGCUCCUCGUCCAGGGCAAAGCACGCGCACCAUGGUCCACCGGGAAGCACCCCAAAGGCCACCCGCCCCAAGCUCGACGGCAUGACCCGCGAGCUCUUUGCCCUGCUUGGCGACAAUGCGCCCAGCCUCGCCAUGGCCCAGGGCCUCGCCGGUGGCAUCGCCGGAGCCGAUGGCAAGGCUGGCUUCCGCCCAAAGUUCAGGAAGCGUCCCGGCAGGGCCAAGAAGUGGGAGUGGACGCCCUUUCGCAACCCGGCACGCGACGACACCGACGACGACGGCAGCGGCCUGGUGCUGUACCACUGGGCACCCGCAAAAUCUCGCAGCGCGCCGGCGGACCCGGGCACGUCGGCGUCGGCGUCGGCAUCCGGCCCGCCCGAGGUCGAGACGGACUACCGCUUCUCGCAGUUCAACACGUCGUCGGGCGUGUACAGCUACUCGAACGACGAGUACAUCCAGCACCUGCGCGACGACGACUGGACAAAGGAGGAGACGGACCACCUCAUCGACCUGUGCCAGGCCUACGACCUGCGCUUCGUCAUCAUCCACGACCGCUACGACUGGCCGGGCAAGCCGCGCUCCAUGGAGGACCUCAAGGCGCGCUACUAUGCCAUCUGCCGCCGCCUCAUCCGCUCGCGCAUCUCGACCGACGACAUCGAGACGCGCCAGGCGCUCCUCGCCACCUACUCGUUCGACAAGCAGCGCGAGGUCGAGCGCAAAAAGGCCCUCGCCCGCCUCUAUACCCGCACGCCCGCCCAGCUGGCCGAGGAAGAGGCCCUCUACGUCGAGGUGCGCCGGAUCGAGCAGAACGAGGCGCGCUUCGCCAGCGAGCGCGAGGAGCUGCUGCGCCUGCUGGGCGGGUGGGAGUCGCUGCCCAACGCGGCGCCGCACAGCGUCGCCGCCGCCGGUUCGGGCGUCAUGGGCCUGCUGACCGUCGCCGACGAGCUGGGCAGCAGCCAGUCCGGGUCGAGCGGCGACAGCAAGCGGUCGCAGAAGAAGCGCAAGCUCGACGACGAGGCCAACGAGCCGUCGAGCGCGCCGGCGGGCGCCGCCGCCGCUCCGAGCAGCAGCGGCGCGAGCCGGUCGAGCAGCAGCCUGACGAGCAAGCAGCGCGCCGAGCUCAAGCAGGCGCAGUUUGACGAGCAGCACUGCAUCACGCGCUUCGAUCCAGAGGCGGUGGCGCCCUCGAAACCGCCGUACCCGCACCUGAUCGGGGUACCGUCGACCUCGCCGCCCGUGGCACCGUCACCGGCGAAUCCGACGUCAUCGCACGGCGUGUACCUCCGUUCCUCGCGCCUCCUCGCCGCGCGGCCCAACCUGAGCCUGCGCGCUGCGCAGACGCUGACGGAGCUACGACCGCCCAUCGGGCCCAAGCUCGUCUUUGCUACGGCGCGGAAUGCGGAGAAGUGGGAGGGCCUCAUGGGCGCCGUGACGAGUGGACUCGAGAUGAAGCGCCAGCUCGACCGCGUCGAGAGCGAGGUCCGUAUCGCCAAGCAGAGACUGUUCGAGGCCCAGAGGAGCCUUGCUGCCUCCUCGUCGGCCGGUGGGGUGGCCGGUGGUAAAGACGAGGCCAAGAAGGAGGACGAGGCUCAAGCGCCGAUACCGGCUGCUCUGUAG
Pseudozyma flocculosa PF-1 is the source of this 1761-nucleotide messenger RNA. RefSeq lists its product as uncharacterized. The transcript has a single exon. NCBI's taxonomy places the organism in Eukaryota, Fungi, Basidiomycota, Ustilaginomycetes, Ustilaginales, Ustilaginaceae. The record is from RefSeq and is a predicted model, not a curated record. Gene Ontology annotation, molecular function: transcription corepressor activity. Gene Ontology annotation, cellular component: NuA4 histone acetyltransferase complex; Swr1 complex. Gene Ontology annotation, biological process: DNA repair; chromatin remodeling; negative regulation of transcription by RNA polymerase II. Bases 1 to 1761 code for a protein of 586 amino acids.